Molecule: messenger RNA, 1230 nt
Organism: Leucoraja erinaceus (little skate)
Lineage: Eukaryota; Metazoa; Chordata; Chondrichthyes; Rajiformes; Rajidae
Product: heterogeneous nuclear ribonucleoprotein A3 homolog 2-like
Exons: 1
Coding region: 64-1065 (333 amino acids)
Molecular function (GO): RNA binding
Source: RefSeq, a predicted model, not a curated record
AUAUAGAGCUCAUUAGGCAGGCAGUCAGUCUCCUGCAGUGUGUGGCGAAGGCGGCUGUACAACAUGGCGAGGGAACAGCUCUGUAAGCUAUUUGUUGGCGGGCUCAGCUUCGAAACGGUGGAAGGGAACCUGCGGAACCACUUCGAGCAGUGGGGCAAGCUAACUGACUGUGUCGUAGUCCAGGACACCUUCACCAGGCGCCCCCGAGGCUUCGGCUUUGUCACAUAUUCGUCGCCGAGCGAGGCGGAUGCUGCAAUGGCUGCUAGGCCUCAUGUCUUAGAUGGCCGCACGGUAGACCUGAAGCGAGCUGUGCCAAGAGAAGAUUCGAACAAGCCUGGCUUCAACAUGAAGGUAAAGAAGAUCUUCGUUGGCGGCAUAAAGGAAAACCUCGACGAGAACGAUCUGCAGACCUAUUUUUCGGAUUAUGGGUUGAUUGAAAAAGUGGAUGUGAUCUGCGACCGAGACACUGGCAAGAAGAGAGGCUUUGCCUUUGUGUACUUCGAUGACCACGAUUCUGUUGAUAAAGCUGUAAUCCAGAAGUACCACAUGAUUAAUGGCUACCGGUGCGAAGUCAAGAAGGGGUUGUCGAAGGAAGAGAUGCAGAGCGGAAGUAGACCUCGCGGUCGAGGUGGCAGCUUACCCCAAAGAAACGGUCGGAGUGAUGGCAAUUUUGGCAAUUCUGGCGGAUACGGGCCGCAAAGCGGCGGCGGCGGCGGCGGCUACUACAAUGAGAGAGGAGGUCGAGGAGACCUCUAUGGUGGUUAUGGUGAUGGUGGACAUCCCCGGCGUGACCGCUCCUUUUCCGGAGGAAGUUACGGUGAUCAAAUUGCGAGCUAUCGAGGAGGAGGAGGAGGAGGAGGUGGCGGCGGCGGCGGCGGCGGAUACGACCGUGGUAAUUUCCAGGAUAGCUAUGAUAACUUUGGGAGCUACUCCCCUGAGCCGUCUCACUAUGGCCCCAUGAGAGGUGGGGGCGGUAUGGAUAAAUAUGCUGCUGGACCCUACAGGGGAGAUUAUGGUGUUAGCAGUAGAAGCAGAACCAGAGAUUUUGGUGGAUUUGCGUUUUAGUUUAUUCUUUUGUGUGUGAGGGGGUGGGGGGGAGAAGGGUGAGGAGCUGGGGUUGAUGGUUAAAACUAGGGGCUCAUAGCUACGAAAUGUAUUCAAGUAAUGCACACCAAGAAAUCUGCAUACUUUUGUUUUAACUUUUUUUCGUAAUAAACAACAUUGAAUUUA